AUGGAUCACUAUUUGGAUGAUUUCAUUUUUGCGGGAGCUCGCAAUACAAAUCAUUGCAGAGAGCUUGUUUCGUCAUUUUCAUCAGUUUGUGCUGCCAUUGGGGUUCCUAUUGCGGAAGAAAAAUCAGUAGGGCCUUGUACAAAGUUGAUAUUUUUAGGACUGGAACUAGAUUCAAUUUGCAUGAUAGUUAGGAUUCCCUUGCAUAAAGUUGAAGAAUUGCGUGAAUCUAUAUUUAAUGUUCUGCAGAAAAAGAAGGUUACAUUAAAAGAGUUUCAGUCAUUGGUUGGCAAGUUGUCCUUUUUUAGCCAGGCUAUUCGCUCAAGUAGAGCGUUUUUAAGAAGAUGCUAUGACGUUAUGACAGGUGUAAAAAAGCCACAUUACAGGUUACGUAUGUCAGUUUCAGUUAAGCUGGAUUUAAGUAUGUGGUUAACAUUUCUUGAGAAGUUCAAUGGUAUAACAUACAUACCAGCAGCCGACUGGUUGGACAGUGGUAGUUUGCAGCUAUUUACGGAUAGCGCAGGUUCUUCUCAUCUCGGUUGUGGUUGUUUUUAUAGUAAUGAGUGGUCGUUUUUUGCAUGGCCUAAAAACUGGUGGUGUGAGGAAAUAAUGGCUGAUAUCACAUUUUUAGAAAUGGUUCCGGUUAUUCUUGCUUUGAGUUUGUGGGGAAAACAAUUGCAAUAUAAUAAAGUUUUAUUGAGAAUAGAUAAUGAAGCGUUAGUAGGGGUUAUUAAUAAACAGACAUCCAAGUCCAAACGUCUCAUGCAGCUGGUGCGUCAAUUUGUAUUAUUGGCUAUGGAAUACGGAAUAGUUUUUAAGGCAUUACAUAUUUCCACACACCUAAAUUCAAUUGCUGAUUCUAUUUCCCGUAAGCAGUGGGACCGUUUCCGGAAUUUAGCGCCAGAUGCGAACCAGGAACCUCAACAGAUACCAGAUCGUUUUCGGUCAAUGAUUUACAAUCUGAAGCUGCACGACUAUUAA
Messenger RNA from Mercenaria mercenaria, 978 nucleotides. RefSeq lists its product as uncharacterized. Lineage: Eukaryota; Metazoa; Mollusca; Bivalvia; Venerida; Veneridae. The record is from RefSeq and is a predicted model, not a curated record. The coding region runs from base 1 to 978 and encodes 325 amino acids. The transcript has a single exon.